This is a messenger RNA of Aegilops tauschii subsp. strangulata, 1343 nucleotides long. NCBI's taxonomy places the organism in Eukaryota, Viridiplantae, Streptophyta, Magnoliopsida, Poales, Poaceae. The record is from RefSeq and is a predicted model, not a curated record.
AUGUCGUCGCGCGCCUCGGCUUCCACUACGCGGCCCCGGCGCUCCGAGGCGGCGCUCAUCCGGCAGCUCGACCCCCUCGCCUCUGCCACGACCGCGCUCUACGCCAAGCUGGUCGCGAUCUCCAACCUCGAGGAGUCGGCCCGCAAGCUGCGCCAGCCUGUCCUGGCUCCGCACCUCCGCGUCCUUGGCCCUCUUGAGCUCGGCUCGAGGGAGACUCGACGGACGGCCCGGCUUGGCCCGCGGCGGCCUCGGUCGACGCAAACCCCCCACGGUGUCGCUCCGCGCCCGCCUCGCCGCCCUCGCCCUCGCCCUCUCCCCGUGGCGGCCUCCUACCUCAGCCGGCGCGCGCACGACCCCAGCGCGCCGGUAGCGCCUUCUGGCUGGUGCUCCCGCUUCGCCUCCCCCGCGGCCGCCGCCCCGCCCUCCGCCACCCCGCCGCCGCCGCCCCUCUUCACGCUCGACGACCGCCGCCGCCGCCGACUUCUCUCGCCCGACCCCACCGCCUCCGACCUGCUCCCCGUCGCCUCCUCCCCCUCCCCCCGCGCCGGGGCGGGCGCCGGCAGCCGCUCGCCCUCAUGGGACCGCUCCCGCGGCAAGGCCUCCGCCCCCGGAUCCCCCAUGGACGGGGUCGUCGAGCCGCCGCCCCGCAAGGAGCUGCUCGCGCUGCCCCCGCCGUCCAGCCCCUGCACUCCUCCUCCCCCGACGGCGACGGCCGUGACCCCGGCGACGGAGGCUGCCAGGACGGAGCCGGCGGCUCCGGCCAGCGAACGGAAGGCAGAUGGCGAGGAGUGGGUCACUCUAUUCGGGAAAGCCCUCCAAAAGAAUGGUAUCCAACUAUGCAGUGGCGUCAUAAUUGGAGUAAAGCAUAUUGAUCCAGUGCUGGCCAUGUUUGAAGUCAUUACCCUUAACCGUAAGGAGGGGGAUGCCUAAGGCUAGGCUUGCGACUGGAGUGAAGUCGUAACAAGGUAGCCGUACUGGAAGGUGCGGCUGGAUCACCUCCUUUUCAGGGAGAGCUAAUGCUUAUGCUUAUUGGGUAUUUUGGUUUGACACUUCUUCACGCCCAAAAAAAGAAGGCAGCCGACAGCAGCUGGAUGAUAGGCUCGCUGGAAUCAAUCAAGGAGGCUUCAUGGUCUCCCUGCCUUCGAAAUCACUUGUCCUGAAGAGCAGGACAGGUGCAUCAAAGCAGUUGGGGGCCUUGCCUGUUGGCUGUUGUAACUUUGUGUUCUGGUGGGUGCUGUCAUGAGCAAUGGCUCUGGAUGAAGGAUGAAACUGAGAUCUCAAUAUGUAUUUAUUUUGUCCGUUGUAAUCUACAUGAGCUCUGAUAUAUUUGAGAAUGUUUUUUU